AUGGAGGUCCCAACCGCAAGCUCGCUGCACGACAUAUACCCCGACGAUGCCGUUUCCGUCCAGCAGAAGCGCUGGGAGCAUCUCCUGGCCUCUUUCAAGGACCUGUACGGCAAGCAAGCCGACUUCGUGUCCCGCAGCCCCGGCCGCGUGAACAUCAUUGGCGAGCACAUCGACUACUCGCUCUACGAGGUCCUGCCCAUGGCCGUGACCGCCGACGUUCUCAUCGCCGUCGCCGUCCGUCCCGCCUCCGAGGCCCCACGAGUCCGCAUUGCCAAUGUCAACCCGGAGAAAUUCCCUACCCGCGAGUUCGAGAUUCCGGCUCAUGGGGAGGUUCCCAUCGAUGCAUCUGCACAUGAAUGGACCAACUACUUUAAGUCCGGCCUGCGCGGCGCGGCUAAGCUGCUGGCCAAGAAGAAGGGCAAGGCUGAGUUUGCAUCAGUGGGCAUGGAUAUUCUGCUCGAUGGCACAGUCCCGGCCGGAGGCGGUCUGUCAAGCAGUGCAGCCUUCGUGUGCGCUAGCGCUCUUGCCGUCAUGCGGGCCAACGGAGAGGAGAAGGUUGACCAAACGGAGCUAACAGAGGUGGCUAUUGUUUCGGAACGUGCUGUGGGUGUGAAUUCUGGCGGCAUGGACCAGUCUGCCUCUGUCUUCUCUCAACGCGGGAGUGCCCUCUAUGUCUCAUUCAAGCCCUCGCUUUCCACGAGAUCCGUGUCCUUCCCCCACACGGAUCCGGAGCUGACCUUCGUGAUCGCUCAAUCUUUUGUGGCUGCGGACAAGCAUGUCACCGCCCCAGUCUGCUACAACCUGCGCGUUGUCGAAUGCACUCUGGCCGCAGCUUUCCUCCACAAGGCAUUCAACCUGAAGAAACCGCUCCCUGAGGAUUCAUCGCCCCUGGGCAUCAGUCUGCGUGGCUUUCAAGACACAUACUUCGAGGAGAAGGAGGGCAAGGCGGAUAACACUCAGACGCCGCUGCCGGAAUUUCAGAAGCAGCUGGAGCAACUUCUCACUCUAUGCGAGGAUUACCUUUCCCAGGAAGAUGGAUAUACCCGUGAGCAGAUUGCUGAGAUGCUUGGCGUCAGCGUUGAUGAACUCAAGCAGCGCUUCGAGUCCAAGUUCGCUGUGCGUGCGGAGCGUUUCAAACUCAAACAGCGCGCCAUGCACGUCUUCAGUGAAUCCCUGCGCGUCGCCAAGUUCCUCCACCUGCUGGACAACCCGCCGGCAUCCGAGGAUGGCAAGACGACCGAGCUACUGCAGCAACUGGGAGCCCUGAUGAACGAGACGCAGGAAUCUUGCCGUGACCUGUACGAAUGCAGCUGCCCUGAGCUUGACCAGCUUUGCGAGCUGGCCCGCAGCGCCGGCGCCGUCGGUAGCAGGUUGACUGGCGCUGGCUGGGGUGGAUGCAGUGUGCAUCUCGUGCCCAAGGACAAGGUUGAGAAUGUCAAGGCGAAGUGGGUGGAGAAAUACUACAAGAAGCAUUGGCCCGACAUUUCGGACGAGAAGCUCGAGUCCGCGAUCGUCGUCAGUAAGCCUGGUUCUGGCAGCUCAGUAUUCAAGGUCCUUGGCGACACUGUUGUCUGA
Molecule: messenger RNA, 1575 nt
Organism: Lasiodiplodia theobromae
Lineage: Eukaryota; Fungi; Ascomycota; Dothideomycetes; Botryosphaeriales; Botryosphaeriaceae
Product: Galactokinase protein
Exons: 3
Coding region: 1-1575 (524 amino acids)
Biological process (GO): galactose metabolic process; carbohydrate phosphorylation
Cellular component (GO): cytoplasm; cytosol
Molecular function (GO): galactokinase activity; ATP binding
Source: RefSeq, a predicted model, not a curated record